ACUUAAGCGAGAAUUACACACUAUGGACAGUCCCGACCAGUCGAAGCAAGCUCUUGAGGGUCCUCAACUCUACAUCGACGCUCAGGAACACAGAGAUGAGGGCAAGGGCAAGGAAAAGGCCAACGGCACAAACACAUUCACUCUUAACGCCGGUCAGCUCUUCAAAAUCCUCUUCUACGCCCUCGAAGACGAACAAGACACCACCCCCUUCGAGCUCAAGUACCUCAGCGACUUUGCUGUCCACGACAUGCACAAGAAAGACGAAGUCAUCCCCAUCGAAGACGAAGACUUGGAGAUCAUGAAGGAAUGGUCUGUCAAGUACGACGUCUCUGCUUCCGUCAGAAGUGUUCGCGCUGUUCUGGCCGCUCAGGAGAGAAAGAAGAUCAAUAAGCUGUACCAUCAAAGAUUGAUUGAGUGGAUCUAUGAGGAUUUGGAGGGUCUUCGUCACAACAUCAAGGAGGAGACUGGAGAUGCUGAUGGAAGUUAUGAGAAGCGCUUCCACAAGCUUUCGAUUCUUACUCUUGAGCUUGCUAGGUGCGAUGUUUCCUCGGACCCUGACGCUGAUGGCAAGACUGAAGUUCAGAAGCAGGAUGAAGUCCGCGAGCAUGCGGAUAUUCAUGGAGAGACUGGUGCCACCGAGCGUGCCAUCGUUUCUUGAAGUCCCGUCGUCGAACAGCUGAGGUCCAAGUCAGGAACAAAUAAUGCGGUGUUGAAGGAGACUCAGCCGGACACAGCUCUGAAUACAACUAGAGAGGUGGAGAGAGUCCUGACCUAUUGCUCCUCAUCGUAGAACGCUUUAUACAAGGAGAGAAAUGCGAUGAUUAGGGUUAAGGCACAUCAUCUCCUUGGAAAGCGAUUCAUAGUAAUGUCCUACGAGUGUAUAUGAUCAGUCAUCCUGCCUCCAAUAACGAGCGUAUUUAUUGCUAAAGCUCUGUUUCAC
Aureobasidium subglaciale EXF-2481 is the source of this 940-nucleotide messenger RNA. RefSeq lists its product as uncharacterized. The transcript has a single exon. Bases 23 to 658 code for a protein of 211 amino acids. The record is from RefSeq and is a predicted model, not a curated record. NCBI's taxonomy places the organism in Eukaryota, Fungi, Ascomycota, Dothideomycetes, Dothideales, Saccotheciaceae.